This is a messenger RNA of Polyodon spathula (Mississippi paddlefish), 1140 nucleotides long. RefSeq names its product succinate dehydrogenase assembly factor 4, mitochondrial-like. The coding region runs from base 97 to 429 and encodes 110 amino acids. The record is from RefSeq and is a predicted model, not a curated record. Gene Ontology annotation, biological process: mitochondrial respiratory chain complex II assembly. Gene Ontology annotation, cellular component: mitochondrion. NCBI's taxonomy places the organism in Eukaryota, Metazoa, Chordata, Actinopteri, Acipenseriformes, Polyodontidae. The transcript is spliced from 3 exons.
UUGAUGACGUUUAAAAAAAAAAAGUGAGUUGUGGUGAUGGUUGUAAUUACUCUUAUAAAAUAAAACUGAACAGAAACUAUUUCAAGCGGUCUGAAGAUGCCUUUUAAAGGGUUACGUUUUGCAGGAAAGGGAAUAUUGUUAGUACGCAGAGCCCUCCUCGAGCACCCAAGGCACCGAUCAGAACAGCUCGCUUCAUUGAGGUUGGUUAGCUCUGAUGGGAAACCAGAAGCUAAGAAAGCACCACUAAGGACUCCAAAAACCCCACAAGGUAGAUUUGAUAGUCCCGAGCAAGCUCCUAAGGAGACAGAUCCUCUGGAAAGAUUUCCUGAUGACAUAAACCCAGUUACUAAAGAGAAAGGAGGACCAAGAGGCCCUGAGCCAACUCGAUAUGGGGACUGGGAGAGAAAGGGACGAUGCAUUGAUUUUUAAUCCAACGAGAAUGUCAUAAUAUAUGCUUAUUUCUUGUCUGAGAAAUGUUAAGUUCAGAGGAUGAAGAAAUACAUUGAACAGUGAAAAAUAAAAAGAUGAAUCCCCUUUCUUCCUGUUUUGUCCCCCCCCCCCCCAAAAGAAAACAACUUCUUUGUUAACAAGCUGACAGGUACAGAGAUAUGCCUGGUGGAAAAUGUGUGGUAGCAAAUUACAAUAUUAGACAUAUUUGGCCUAUAGUUACAGACUUCUGAAACACUCAUUAGACCCUGGAUUUUCCACUGUGGGUCCUAUGUCUUGUGGCAUUACGACUCCCUGGCACAUACUGUAGUACUAUUAUUUAAAUGCCCCUUAGGAAGUUUGUCGUGCUAAAGAAGAACACAUGAAAGGAACUGAGUUGUUGAAGCGUUGGCUAUAUGUUCUAUUAUUUUUCUUAAGUUAUAGCAUUCAGAAAUGGCAUGAAAAUGGCUUUUAUUAAGUAUUUUGUAAAUAAAAUGCUGUAACAAUACAGUUGUAUAUUAUACUGUGUUUUUUAGUGUCAUGAAUGUGUUGCCUCUAUUGUUUAUGUAAAUAUUAAUGUAUAGUACACUAUAUGAUUAGGAAAGUUAUUCCUCAAAUGGGAAGUCGACAGACAUUUCAUACAAGUUUUAUUGUCAAAGCUACAUCAAUAUAUGUGACUUGUAUAUGUAAACAAUAAAAAUUGCCUUAAAUCCA